Molecule: messenger RNA, 2043 nt
Organism: Zingiber officinale
Lineage: Eukaryota; Viridiplantae; Streptophyta; Magnoliopsida; Zingiberales; Zingiberaceae
Product: zinc finger BED domain-containing protein RICESLEEPER 2-like
Exons: 4
Coding region: 1-2043 (680 amino acids)
Molecular function (GO): DNA binding
Source: RefSeq, a predicted model, not a curated record
AUGAUUAACAAUAAGUACCGGAUUUUAGCUACAACCCUAAUUUCAACGCUCAAGCCUCAAGCCUCUCAACUUUCCCAGUUUCCCUUCAUCGCCGCCUUCUCAACUUUCCCUUCGUCGCCGCCUUCUCAACCUCUCAACUUUCCCUUCAUCUCCGCCUUCUCAACUUUCCCUUCGUCGCCGCCUUCUCAACCUCUCAACUUUCCCUUCGUCGCCGCCUUCUCAGCUUUCCCUUUGUCGCCGCCUUCUCAACCAUUGCCGCCUACUCAGCAAUCACCGCUGUUCCUACUCAACAAUCACGGCCGUGCCUACUCAGCGUCUCAGCGCACCCUCAGUCAGGAACAAACCUCUUGCGUGCAUUUUUUUUUUGUUAUGUCUAUAGAAGGGUCAUCUAUUCCACUUACCAUAAAUAGUGUCAUAGCUGAAAGUAAUGAGGUUAAUCUUGAGAUCAACAAGGAAAUUGCCACAGCUGGUCAAGAAACACAAGAAAAUGCUGCAGCAAAAGAGGAAGAGGGAUUCCAAACAAAGAAAAGGAAAAAAAUUUCAGAAGUUUGGAAUGAUUUUGACACAGUGGAUGGAUCAAAGAAAGCAAAAUCUUCGCCAUCCAUUCUGACUGUGCAUUCUGGAAAAUUUGACAUGGAACAAAUGAGGGAGGUAGCUUCUCAUUGGAUCAUGAUGCAUGAACACCCAUUCACCAUUCUUGAUGAAGAGGGGUUCAAUUUAAUGAUGAGGCGUGGAAUGCCGGAAUGGCAAAAAAUUAGUAGGACGACAUGCCGAACAGAUUGUAUGAAAAUUUAUGAGAUUGAGAAAAAGAAGUUGAAGAAGAGUCUUGAGUGUGUUGAUAAAAUAAGUUUGACAACAGAUUGUUGGAAGUCAAAGACUCAAAAGAUUGAAUACAUGGUUGUCACUGGGCAUUGGAUUGAUUCUUGUUGGAAUUUACAAAAGCGAGUUUUAAGUUUCAUUAACAUUCCACCACCAAGGGAAGGUCUUCAAAUUUCUUAUGCCAUUUUCAAGUGUAUGAAAGAGUGGGGCAUUGAAAAUAAGGUUUUCACUAUUACAGUUGAUAAUGCUUCAAGUAAUGAUUUGGCUAUUCGAUAUAUGAAAGAUACCAUUCAAAGGUCAAGAACAUUGGCAUGUGAAGGAAAUUUAUUUCAUGUUCGUUGUUGUGCACAUAUCUUGAACUUGUGCGUUCAAGAUGGAUUGAGGGAGAUUGAAGAUAUUAUUGGUAAUAUAAGGGAAAGUGUAGAAUAUGUAAAUCGUUCAGAGGCAAGAUGUGUGCAAUUUGCAGAGUGUGUGCAACAACUACAGUUGAAGGAUAAAAAAUUGAUUCGUGAUUGCAAAACCUGGUGGAACUCGACUUUUGAGAUGUUAAGUUGUGUACUCAAGUUCAAAGAAGCUUUUAAGAUGUUCAAAGAACGUGAUCCCUUUUAUGGUUGCUGCCCUCAAGAAGGAGAAUGGAAUAAAGCUCAAAAGAUUUGCUCACUGUUGAAGUCUUUUUGGACAGCCACACACAUUAUUUCAGGUAGUGAGUAUCCUACUUCAAAUUUAUUUCUUCAAGAAGUUCAAAAAAUAAAGUCAGCAUUGGAUAUUUAUGCACAACAUGAAGAUUUGUUUCUUAAGCAACUAGCUAGCAAAAUGAAAGAAAAAUUUGACAAGUAUUGGGGUGAUUGUAAUUUAUUGAUGGCUAUAGCUGCUGUGUUAGAUCCAACCAAAAAAAUGCUUGCGGUUGAAUUUUGUUUUCCUAAACUUUAUUCUGAAUUGGAUGCCUCUAAGCAUAUCUCAAAAGGUAAGGAGAUAAUUAUUUCUCUUUAUGAGGAGUAUGUUGUUGAAGAAACUAAUAAAGGAACACCUCAUUUAUCUGAGCCUGAGAGUUUUGAUUCUUCAAGUGCUAGAAGAAGUCAACAAAAUUCUGUGUAUAAUUGGGAUGAUUUUGAUGAUUAUUGUGCAAAAGUUGAAAUUUCAGAGACUAAGAGAUCUGAAUUAGUAGAUUAUCUUGAAAAAGGACGUCUAAAGAAGAAUGAGAUUCCUAAAAAAUUUCGUGUUUAG